CGGGCCAGCGGGAAGGGCCGGACCGAAAGUUUCGCGGAACCUGCGUGGCUUGCUCGCGCUUUCCGUAGCGGCUGGUCCAGGGCUGUGUUCCGGUUCCGGGUGGCGGCCGCGUCCUGAGCAGGGUCGCGGAGCGGGCAGGUAUGGGACACGGAGGUGACCACGGCCACGGGCACGGCCAUGACAAAGUGGAGCUGCCUGACUACAGGCAGUGGAAGGUGGAGGGGACUCCCCUCGAGGAGGUGCAGAGGAGGCUGGCAAAGAGGGGGCUGAGGGACCCCUGGGCUCGUAAUGAAGCGUGGAGGUACCAGGGUGGCUUUGCAAGACCUAUCACCGUAACAGAAAUCUUUACCAGGGGAUUCAAGUGGGGAGCUGCAGCUUUCGUCAUAGCUCUGGCCAUUGAAUAUUCACUGUUUCCUCCAAAGAAGAAUGGAGGCCACCACUGAAGAUCAAAUAUGACAACUUAAUACUUAUUAAUCAUAAGUUGAAGCAUACAUAAGCCUGCUGCUCACUCUGUACUUAUAAUAUGCAUAUUAAAGUCUAUCACAGGCAAA
Melospiza melodia melodia is the source of this 551-nucleotide messenger RNA. It is a transcript of the gene NDUFB3, whose product is annotated as NADH:ubiquinone oxidoreductase subunit B3. The transcript is spliced from 3 exons. Gene Ontology annotation, biological process: electron transport chain; mitochondrial respiratory chain complex I assembly. Gene Ontology annotation, cellular component: mitochondrion. NCBI's taxonomy places the organism in Eukaryota, Metazoa, Chordata, Aves, Passeriformes, Passerellidae. Bases 141 to 443 code for a protein of 100 amino acids. The record is from RefSeq and is a predicted model, not a curated record.